Messenger RNA from Glycine soja, 1539 nucleotides. RefSeq names its product homeobox-leucine zipper protein HOX11-like. The record is from RefSeq and is a predicted model, not a curated record. The transcript is spliced from 4 exons. Gene Ontology annotation, molecular function: sequence-specific DNA binding; DNA-binding transcription factor activity, RNA polymerase II-specific. NCBI's taxonomy places the organism in Eukaryota, Viridiplantae, Streptophyta, Magnoliopsida, Fabales, Fabaceae. Gene Ontology annotation, biological process: regulation of DNA-templated transcription. The coding region runs from base 262 to 1245 and encodes 327 amino acids.
CUUUGUCAACCUGCGUUUGUCGGUCAAUCUUUAUAUUCCCACAAAGGAAAAAGAAGAAGAAGAAGAAGAAGCGAGAAGAGCACAAAUAAAAACCCCAGUGUCGUUCCUCUUCUAAGCACAAGAAGAAGAAAGAAGAGGGUAUUUUUUUCUGCAGCAACAACAAGCGAAUGCGCUUUCUCCUUUCUCCUUUGAACAACAACAAGAACCACUCUCUCUUGUCGCCACAUAUUUAACGACAAUUACUAAAACUGUUUUUCCGUGAUGGAGCUGGCUUUGAGUUUAGGAGACACGUCCAAGUCCUUUACAUUUCUCGACAAGGCGGUGACUUUACCCCCCAACAAGGACCCACCUGGGUUCUGCUUGGCGCCGAGUUUCGCCGAGAAAAGAAGCGAUUCUGAGAGAGGAACCGCUUCUGGUUCUUCAGAUCCACCGGUUCAGCUCGACCUUCUUCCUUUCUCUCCGGUUCUCAGACCCCAACAACAUCCUCCCUCUCACCUUCGGAUCCCUUGGCUCACCCAAGCAUGUGGUGGAGCGGCGAGGGUUCUGGACGUGAACCUAUUUCCCGCGGCCACCGCGGAGGAUGGCGACGACGGCACGUCGCUGUCGUCGUCGCCGAACAGCGCGGUGUCACCGUUUCAGAUGGAUUUCUGCACCAGGAACGGUAAUGCGGCGGAGUUCGGAAGCAGAAACAAGAGAGAGCAGCAAGAGGCUGAGGGUAGAGCGAGUGAUGACGAUGAAAAUGGCUCCACGAGGAAGAAACUUAGACUCUCCAAAGAACAAUCAGCUUUUCUCGAAGAAAGUUUCAAAGAACACACCACUCUCAAUCCCAAGCAAAAACUUGCUUUGGCUAAACAGUUGAAUCUCCGUCCUCGUCAAGUGGAGGUUUGGUUUCAGAACAGAAGGGCCAGGACAAAGUUGAAGCAAACAGAAGUGGAUUGUGAGUAUUUGAAGAGAUGCUGUGAGACCCUAACAGAAGAGAAUAGGAGGUUGCAAAAGGAACUUCAAGAACUCAGAGCCCUAAAAUCUUCUCAACCUUUCUACAUGCAGCUUCCAGCCACCACUCUCACCAUGUGCCCCUCUUGUGAAAGGGUAGCCACAAAUUCCACCACAACCAACCAAACUUCUAUAGUUAACAACAAUGCUUCUUCUCAAAUCCCAGUGGAAUUGUCUCUAAGCAAGCCCAGAAUAUUGCCCUUCCCUAAUGGCCAGGUCCAAGCCCAAGCCCAUCAAAUAGCCUCUUCAUGAUUUGGCAUCAGAAGACAUUUUUUUUGGCGGGUUUUUUAAUUACAUAUCAUAUAUAUAACAUGAUAUUAUGAUAUAUCAUAGAGGAUAAAGACAAAGGAUUCAGUUUCCCCUAUUUAUAUAUCGUUUGUAUAUAAUUUAGGCUUUUCUUUUAUCUUUCAUUCAAUCUGUUUUGUUUUCUUACUUUGGGUUGAAAGAAUUAUCAUGAAUGAUCCUUUUUGUCGAUCGGUUAGAAUGCACCAAACUUCUUGGUGGUGAAAUUGUGAAAUGAAAGGCUUUUUCAGUCUUUUUUUUUUU